AUCCAGUUCACAGUUCCAGAUAAUUUGUUUCUGUACUAGUCAGGCAGUGACAGUCUACACUCAACAGUCGGCUGCCGAUAGCCGUAGUGGCAGGUUGGUUGAGUGCGAAGAAUGGCUGACUGUUUUAACCAUAUGUUGUCUGUGUCGCUCGUCUUUUUGUUUUCGGUGACUUCCCUUUAUGGAUUUAAAGUUGACAGAUAUGGCUUACUGAUGCCCAACGUCAGGCCUAAUGUGCCGGAGCUAUAUCUUUGCACUCCAAUCAGAAUCAACUUCACUACUAACUACUACAUUGUGGGGUUUGAACCAAAUGCUACCAUGAACACAGCUCAUCACAUGCUGCUGUAUGGUUGCACAAAGCCUGGGAGUAACAAACCUGUAUGGAAUUGUGGAGAAAUGGCCUCUACUUCAGAGCAAGAAUCAUAUGAGACCGCAUCUGUCUGUGAAUCUGGAUCCACGAUUCUGUAUGCCUGGGCCAGAGAUGCUCCUAAGCUUGAGUUACCGCAGGAUGUGGGCUUCAAGGUCGGAGGGCGUUCACCCAUUCAAUACCUUGUGCUACAGGUGCACUAUGCUACCAUAGACAAGUUUAAAGAUGGCAGUACAGAUGAUUCUGGGGUAUUUCUGUACUACACGGAACGGCCACAGUCCAAACUGGCUGGAGUGUACUUGUUGGGCACAGCAGGCAUGAUACCACCUAUGACCACAGAACACAUGGAGACUGCCUGUGCCAUCUCGGAAAACAAAACCAUACACCCCUUCGCUUUCCGAACACACACUCAUUCCCUCGGUAAGGUCGUCUCAGGGUACCUGGUGACAACUGACAGCCGUGGCAGACAUCACUGGACACUGAUCGGCAAGAAGGACCCUCUGUUACCCCAGAUGUUCUACCCGGUAGCCAACCAGGUGUCUAUCUCAGAGGGUGACAUCCUUGCUGCUAGAUGUACAAUGGUCAGUGAACGAAGAACAGUCACCUACAUUGGUCAGACCAACAAAGACGAAAUGUGCAACUUUUACCUGAUGUACUACGUGGACGAGGGUGAACCAUUGGAGCAGAAAUACUGUUUCUCACGAGGACCUCCUCUCUUCUACUGGCAGAGUUUACUUAACAGCAUUCCCGACAAGGACGCGUCUACGCUCGACUAGAUCGGUAGAAAUUAUUAUUUAGUAACCGUAAAAGAUGAACUCUUCGAAUGCAAAAGGGAUAACAUAUCUGUUCAAGAAGCAAGUGGGACCCUCUCUAGUUCAGAAUUAGCCAAUUUUUUUCAGUCUGAACUCGGAGAGACGCAUCUCGUGUGUACGCGCCCACCACUGCUGGCUUUAACUGUAAACACAUUACUUGUGUAAUUUUACCUUUAUAUUACAGUGUGGGGAUUUCUUACUUAAAAUAUUUUAACAUCUGUAAAAGAAUGUGUGAUAAUUUCCAAAUUAAUAUGCAUGGAGCAAAUGUCACUUAACCUUGAUCGAAUUGUGACACGUGAAGACAUCGGACAGAGUUGAGAUGGGCAUCUCUCAGCUGACAGAUUUUAUUACUUAAGUUAUUUUUAGCACUCUCUACUGAUGUGAUCAAAAUAUGACAUCACAAUAUCCAAUUUUAUUGUGAUAUAAAAACAUGAAUCAAAAUUGAUAUGCGUUCUCGUUGGAUUAUAAAGUACUGUUUUUCAAUGAGAAUACAUAUCAAAAUAAAACAAUGCUUUACAGUAAUAUCAAGUACAAUGCAAAAUGGUAGAACAAUUAAUCACUGUUUGAUAUGAGCCAAACAAUUACCUUUAAAUGUGUACAUAAAUAUACGGAGCAUGACAAGAGGAACAUAAUAUAAUCUUUAUUUAUUAGAGCUAAUAUAAUGGCUAUCUAAAGUACAUGAUCACUUCUCACUGGAAAUAUCAAGAUAUACAAAUUUUUUAUUUUUUUCACUAAUAUGAAUUUUUGUAUUCAAAUAGUAGACACACAAGAAUGGAAAUCAAUAACAACACACAAUCAAAUCACUGGUGGUUAUUCAGACUGAACGGUAUUUCCAGUUCUCAAUUCUGUUGACUGUUGUACAGUUCUCGUGGAGAUGACAAGGAACUUUCCUUCCGGUAACACAGUUUCACUUUUUUCACCACCACGUACAGUUAUAAUAAAUUAACUCCACAUAUAUAGCCCUAUAUUUUUAAUUACUCUCCUAUGUAAAUUUAUUUAUUUAUGCAUAACCUCAAUGGUUUAAGAGUGUUUUUCCAGAAUAAUAUGUAAAAGUUAACAGUAAAUUAACCCUAAACUUUUACACCUUAAUUAAAUUAGUACAGUAAGCAGCUAUUUUCCAUAAUUAUGUUGUUCUUAUUGUUUCCAGGUCAUUCAACUGAAUAUUUUU
This is a messenger RNA of Homalodisca vitripennis (glassy-winged sharpshooter), 2344 nucleotides long. RefSeq names its product peptidylglycine alpha-hydroxylating monooxygenase-like. NCBI's taxonomy places the organism in Eukaryota, Metazoa, Arthropoda, Insecta, Hemiptera, Cicadellidae. Gene Ontology annotation, biological process: peptide metabolic process. The transcript is spliced from 10 exons. The record is from RefSeq and is a predicted model, not a curated record. Gene Ontology annotation, molecular function: oxidoreductase activity, acting on paired donors, with incorporation or reduction of molecular oxygen, reduced ascorbate as one donor, and incorporation of one atom of oxygen; copper ion binding. Bases 112 to 1140 code for a protein of 342 amino acids. Gene Ontology annotation, cellular component: membrane; extracellular region.